CGAGUAUUUCGCGACGGUCCCUCAACUGUCUGAUGAAAUCUCACACUGCAGCGCAGAGACGGACAGACGGAAGCGAAACGACGGCUGAAAUCCCACUGAAGAGGAGAAAAACAAACAGUGUUAACAUUAGGAGGCGAGUUAACGGUGUAAACUUCACAACGAAGUGAAGAAAUCGCUUUGUUUUGAAGGGAUAUUUAAAAUCCACCGUCGCGCGUUUUGUCCAGUAACCGCUAAGCUAGCUUUCCUGCUAAGCUAACCUGCUAGCUUCACCGGCUGAGAGGAGGACGGCUCUCUAACCCAGCCUAACAUGGCGUUUCUUUAUUCUACCGGCCUGGACUGUACUUCACACCGGGAUUUAAAUGUGUUCUCUCUGUAUUCGCUCUCCAGUUCUGUCACCGUCUUCACCAGAAAGAAGUCUAACCAUCAGUCCCAGCAGCGCGCCGGGCUCACGGACGAUGUUUCCGGGGUUCCCUCUGGAGGUGACGCUGCUUGUGAGUUCCAGUCAGAGUAAAGACGAUGUUUCCUGAGUAAACACGAUGUUUCCUGAGUAAACACGAUGUUUCCUGAGUAAACACGAUGUUUCCUGAGUAAACACGAUGUUUCAUAAAAGGACUGAAGUGUUUAAAAUGGAAAGUGUUUAAAUGUGCCCGGGCUGCAGACUCCUACAGCUUGACAGCUGAACCACAGAGAUAUUUAACCCUGCUGCUCAGGUUAUUUUUCAUAUAAUCACUAUUUUUGCACUUUUUUUGAGUUGAUAAAAAAUGUUCAGAAAUAUGAGCAGUGAGGGACAAUUAUCGAGCGGGCAGAGCGCGUCCUCUCCCGCCGGGCACGGAGUCGCCUCCCCCGGCCUCCACAGUCAGGAAAGCUCGUGGAUCGGCCUGCUCUCCGUGGUGUCCAGGCCCGCGAUGUCAUUUCUCCAAAAAUAUCUCCUCGGUCGGCCCCGGAAUCCUGCGCUGCCUGACAGAGGAGCCGGAUGGAUGAGUGGGGACUUUAAAAACAGCUUUGAGGAUGAAGAAAGAGAGUUUUUAAGACAGCUGGACGACAUCAUGCCUCUCACAGAGCACCCGGCUCCUCACCUGACCCCUCACCUGACCUACCUGCGCUGUCAGCACCACGGAGCACCCGGCCUCCUGGAGCCCACAGACAGCGGGUCUCUACCCUGGCUGACCCCUGAUUCUCUGAGGGAAAUGGGUAUUCAAAGUGCAGAAGGAGUGAAUGUCUGCCAGCAGACUCAGGUGGGAUAUUUUUCUUCUGCCAGGACUUUUCUCAGUCAUGUCCGGUUGGGUUUGGUGUCUUCUCAGGAAAUAAACCCUGCAGGUGAAAAGGAGUGGGUGACAGAGGUAGUCAGCUCUUCACUCAAGAGUAAUGGGGGUAAAAGCAGGACAUGGUGGGGCAGCUUUUGGGGAGGUGAGGAGGGCUCACAGGCCCGAGCCGAUGAGAGGAAUGUGACAGGCCUGCUUUGUCCACAACAACCAGCGGCUGAGACAAAUGCCUCUGCUGCAGAAACAACCGCUGCGUUUGUCCAGAGCGACAUCGGGGGAUGGACGCUUGGAGAAAACACCGGACCGACUGACCACAAAGACCAGCCGGCCAACAAUGGAGGCCUUCAAACAGCCCAGAACACAAAGGCAUCCACACCUGACCAGCACCUCAGCAUCAGUGACCACCUGAGCAGAUCAGGAGCUGCCGCCGCCUGCAGUGAGGUGGCAGUUCUGACCCCGGAUCAGGACAAUGGUUACUCCAGUCUGGAAGAGGAACAUGUCCAGAUGUGCCACCUGUACAUGGUGAAACCACCGAGUAAAGAGCUGCUUCAGCAGGACCUCCAAUCCACUGAAACCAGCGCCCCCAUCAAGACGGAGAUGGAGGAGGGGACUGCUGGGGAGGGCGAGUCUGCAUCAGGAAAGGCAGACGAGGAAGAAGGUGCACGAGACAACCAGGAAGUAACGGCUGAGGAGGGUCAGUCUGUGGAGGCGAUGGCGCUCACAAACCCCCAGUGCCAGAACAAGGCCAUCGCCUUCAUCAUGGGCUGCCCCUGCAGUGACGACGACAGCAGCCAGUCAGACAGGGAGUCCAGUGAGGACGAUGAUGAUGAUGGCUUUGACAGUGAGGGCUCGUCUGAUCUGUCCGACUCCUCUGAUGAGGACGAUGAAGACGAUGAUGCAGACUCGGACAGCGAGGCGGACUCUGAAGCGGAGCGGCUGUGGACCUCACUUUGCCAAGGUGCAGACCCAUACAACCCUCGAAACUUCACCGCCCGUCUGCAUACCCGCAGCACCCCACCAAGGACUAUCCCCACCUCCACGCCUCUCUCCUCCACCCAGUCCACCCCGGACUCCUCUCCUGACCUAACCUCGCUCCCUCUCUCCUCCCCUCAGCUCACCUCCUCAUCACCUCCUUCUGGAAACGACACAUGGGACGACUCGACCUCGGCCAGCGAGGUGGAUGAAGCAGAGAGCCUCCGCCUGUUGAGCUCCUUCAGCUGCUCCUCAGAUCCCUACAGCCCCUUUAACUUCCAGGCCACGAUCAGGACUCGAGGUCCCGCUGAGGUAGGGCCUCGUGCGAGAGCCAAGCCCAGAAAGACUUCCCAGACUUCACCUCGCUCCACUCACCACAACCCAACAUCUCCACCUGAGUACAGGAAGGAAGAGGCCGAGGAGAGGCUGGACAGCGGCUUCUCCGAACUCUGCAUCUCCUCCGGCUCCAACAGCAAAAUCAAAAAGGUUCGUUUCUGUGACGAUGUGGAGGAGUUCUUCGCCAGCUGUAGCGAGGAGGAGGAGGACCGUCGGGGCCCCUGGGAGGAACUGGCCCGGGACCGCUGCAGGUUCCUUCGACGCUGUGAGGAGGUGGAGCAAAGCAUCGCCUACUGCCUGCAGCCGCAGCACCGAACCCUGGUGUACCGCCGCCUCGCCAUCCUCUACGUGCAGGACGCAUGAGGACCAACUGUUCUCUGCAUCAGGACGCUUUGAGGACAAAAACCACAAAACCUUUAUGUCCUCACGAUGAGUAAAAGAGAUCCACUUUGUUUGUCUGUGACACAUGAGGACGAUCGACCUGUCCUCUACGUCUGAGAUGAGGACAAUCGACCUGUCCUCUACGUCUGAGAUGAGGACAAUCGACCUGUCCUCUACGUCUGAGAUGCAUGAGGACGAUCGACCUGUCCUCUACGUCUGAGGUGCAUGAGGACGAUCGACCUGUCCUCUACGUCUGAGAUGCAUGAGGGCGAUCGACCUGUCCUCUACGUCUGAGAUGAGGACAAUCGACCUGUCCUCUACGUCUGAGAUGCAUGAGGACGAUCGACCUGUCCUCUACGUCUGAGAUGCAUGAGGACGAUCGACCUGUCCUCUACGUCUGAGGUGCAUGAGGACGAUCGACCUGUCCUCUACGUCUGAGGUGCAUGAGGACGAUCGACCUGUCCUCUACGUCUGAGGUGCAUGAGGACGAUCGACCUGUCCUCUACGUCUGAGGUGCAUGAGGGCGAUUGAGGUUUCCUUUGUAUCUAGUAUGAGGACGAUCUCAUAGUUGAACAUGUCAGCUGAGGAUUUGAGGCUGCACAUGUUUAGAGACACAGAGAGAGAAAGAGCAGAUGGACAGACUGAGAGCUGCUGAACUCUUAACUGACUUGACCUGUUUGUUUUUUUGAGUCCACGCUUGUUUCUGCAGCUUUGUCUUUCUGGACAUACUCGACUUAUCCAACACAAAUCAGGGCGGCUUCAUAACAAACUGUAAAAACACUAACAGGGGUGUGAAGGGCUUAAUCACUGUGAGGAGAGUUUCAGUGGAGACCUCAGUGUUUUUAUUUACAGGGUCAAACAGAUGUCUACAGCUCCUUUAUCAGUUUCAGUGUUUUCCUGACCUCAUCAGUUUGUUCCCCUCACGUCCUCAUCAGUUUGUUCCCCUCACGUCCUCAUCAGUUUCACAUUGUUCCUUUUUUGUGCCAAAGGUUAACGCUGCAGACGCAGGAACACACUGCUGUUUUCACCUCAAAUAAGAACAAGAAAAGCAGAGAGAAACCCACAGUGUCGACACACGACGCAAAUCAAAUGAGUCUAGAUUUCUGUUUGAAUACAUUUCUCUUUAUUUGUGUUUGGAAAGAUAUCAGAUAGACCUUUUGCCUACUCUGGUUUGGUCCACUAACGGAUGAGUCUAAAAUAUGUCCGCUCUGAUUUGACUUAAACUUUGGAUGAAAACAGCAGCUGCUCUUUGUGACACGUUUGAAAUCACUAACCCCCCCCCCCCCCCAAGUUAAAAUCAAGAAAGUACAGAGUUAAAGGAAACCUGAUGAACGAUAUUUGACUUCUUUCAGUAUUUCAUUUCGUUUCCCUGAACAGCUUUCAGUUUUAUCUUCAAGCCAAAGAUCGCUCGCUCGUGUGUGAAUGAGUGAGAAGAGAAGAAGUGUUUUAAAACAGUGAUUUGAAUUUAUGUCCUAAAUGUAGAAAAUGUUCCUCCACCUGCUCGCUCAGAAUGUCACAUGAUCACUGAUGAUCAACAACCAGCUGUGUUCUGAGUCACUGAGAUCUCGUAUGAGCGUCCAGGUUAGUCCAGGAAACUCAGUCAUCGCCAAGACGCUCGUCUUUAAAGCUAUAAAAAGUGUUCCCUCUGUUUCACUUCUCAUGUGUCAACAGUUUGAUUCUUAAUACAAAGCAGCUGCACGACGACUUAAAAUGAGCCGUCCAAUCAGGAGCCAGGUCUGCUCGUCACACUCGGCUGCUUCCUGAUUCCUCUGGAGAUAAAAGACCAAACAGAAAACACAAAAGGUAACAAAUAGAUGACAAACAGGCUCGACGCUCACUGGAACAUGAAUGUGACUUUUGCUUCUUCUUGAUAAACCAGUUAUUUGUUUUUGUGUUGUCAGAAAACAGAGAGAAGCUUCUUAAAUUACUUCAAAUUAAUUUGAAAUAAAAACGUCCACAGAAUAUAAACGUCUUCAAAGUGACGAUCAGCAGAGGAAAUAAAGACGCCGAGCAGCAAAAGACUAAAACAGAAAAAAAAAAAAGUCAAACUGGUUUUUAGGAACCUUUUCUUUGAUCCUACAAAGUAUUUUAUUGUAAGUCAGCAGUCAUGAUGUCACACACUUAGAGUCUAACUAUCGGAGCCUGUCAGGGACAAAAACAACGGCUUUGAAUGGAUCGUCCGAAGAUCACCACGCAGCCCGUCUCACUGCUGCGAGAUGUUCGUAACGAUUCACCACUUAGAUUCUAAACAGUAAAGAAACGACGCCCAGGUUAGAAAACCUCAAAGUUCUCUUUUUCUCAGAACGUCUCAGACUGUCGAGCGGAGGUUCUUUGUGUCAGUGGUUUUAUCUUGAUGUGCUCACAGUGAGUCUCCAUGUGGUCUGAUGGAGACUGAUGUCGUCUGACUGAUAGUUAAAAAUGAAAGUGUGCAAAGAAAAGAUCUUUGGGAAGCCGCUGGAACAGAGCCACUAAAACUUUGUUCAUAUUUUAAUCCAAAAUGCUUUUUAUUUUUCUAACUCAUCUUCUGUCUGGGAGGACGGGCUCGCUCUGCUUCAUCAUUUCCUCACGUCUGAGUUUGACGAUUAAAUAUUAAAUCAAUAUUUAAUGAUCA
This is a messenger RNA of Labrus bergylta (ballan wrasse), 5562 nucleotides long. RefSeq names its product protein phosphatase 1 regulatory subunit 15B (gene ppp1r15b). Gene Ontology annotation, cellular component: endoplasmic reticulum; protein phosphatase type 1 complex. NCBI's taxonomy places the organism in Eukaryota, Metazoa, Chordata, Actinopteri, Labriformes, Labridae. The record is from RefSeq and is a predicted model, not a curated record. Gene Ontology annotation, molecular function: protein phosphatase regulator activity. Gene Ontology annotation, biological process: response to endoplasmic reticulum stress.